Messenger RNA from Opisthorchis viverrini, 463 nucleotides. RefSeq lists its product as hypothetical. The transcript has 3 exons. Bases 1 to 363 code for a protein of 120 amino acids. NCBI's taxonomy places the organism in Eukaryota, Metazoa, Platyhelminthes, Trematoda, Opisthorchiida, Opisthorchiidae. The record is from RefSeq and is a predicted model, not a curated record.
AUGUUGUUCAAGGGGCGAGGUGGCCCAAGCAAGUGGAGCGCGAAUUUGCUGACCGGAAGAUCAGUGGUUCGAAUCCGACCUCCCCUGUCUAGGCUUGGGCAACCUGGCAUUAUCCCAGCCCUCGUGCUUCCUUCGGGUAGCAUGGCAGCUAGGCACUGGAAGGGUGCUACAGCUGAACGCGAAACUACUCACAAGGUUGCUGAAAACUCUUCGACAGCCCACGACCGGUUUCGCCCUUCUUGGGGCUCAUCAGAUAGGCACAGUCCCCGAGGAUCGAUAGUAUCAUCACUGAGAAAUUCGCUCACCUGUAAUCCCUUUUCGGUGUCUAGCUGCCAUGCCACCCAAAGGAAGCACGAGGGCUGAGACACUGCCAUGUUGCCCAAGCCUAGACAGGAACCGUCGAGAUACCGGGGUUGGCUCCGAACUAUGGGCACUUCGGUCAGUAAGUUCGCGCCCUAACCAC